CGUCACUGUCAAGGCUGUAGUGUUUCUGACUAUGCCUGGUCCACAUCCUUAUGUGUAUCAUUAGACCAUAUCUCUAUUGUCUCAUUUGUGACAAGCCCAGCCAUGAAGGCUGCAGCGAACCUUGAGCGCUGCUUGAUCAGGGCUGUUCACACCGCUCCUUACACCGCGGUGGGCUCGACUCGGAUAACGGGGUCCUUGGCAUCAUUUCCAUUCAUUUUGCCUGUUGUCUCCCGGUAUCUAUUUCCAAGGGGGUCUUUGCAAAGUAGAGUAUAUCAUUCGGACCUACAGCGUCGUUAUAGGGUCCCUACUCUCGUGCUUUCAGAUAGUGUCAGGUCAUUUACGUAUCCGCCUACAACGUGCCUUGGAAUGGCAAUCCGACGAGUAAACUCGACGCAGCGAGGUUCACAACGUGAAGAAAUGACGCAGGAAGGCAUAAAUCGUCACAAUGACGCCCAUGACAAACAUUCGCAUUCGAUCUUUCACUCACAUUCGCAUGAUGAACAUGACCACGGACAUGAUGCAGAGCAGAUAGUACAGGCGCUUCAAACUGCUGGUGACAGAGGGAGCCGAAUAACCCUUAUAGGGCUAUUUGCCAACGUGGCUUUGACUGGCGCUAAGGGAUUCGCGGGCUGGUAUAUGCACUCUGCCUCGUUGCUGGCAGAUGCCGGUCACUCCAUGAGUGAUCUGCUCGGUGAUGUUGUUGUCCUGUUUUGCUGGAAACUAUCAAGGAAGCCACCUUCAGCACGUUAUCCAUACGGAUUCGCCAAAUUCGAGACUCUCGGGACAACUACCGUGUCACUGUUGCUUAUCGGCGGAGCACUAGCCAUCGGCUUCCAUUCGUAUCACCUCCUCGUAGAAGCACUGGCGACGACUGUCUCCACCAUCCCACCCGGCCCGCUUCAUAACCUCCUCCAACAAGUCACGUCUAUUGCUUAUAAUGUUCCUGCUAUAGGCCACUCGCAUGGUCAUACUGGCAUUCUCGACCCUAAUGCGGCCUGGUUCGCCGCAGUCAGCGUCGUAGCAAAGGAGUGGUUGUAUCGAGUAACCAAGAAGGUUGCCGACGAAGAACAUAGCCCAGUGCUUUAUGCAAAUGCUGUUCAUCAUCGCAGUGAUGCAUAUUCGAGUUUCGUUGCCCUUUUCGCAAUUAUAGGAUCGUGGCUAUUCCCUGCAUUACCCUUGGAUCCUAUAGGGGGGCUCAUCGUUUCUUUUGUCAUCCUCAAGCAAGGUUUAGACCUUUUUGGAGGCGCGUUCACUGAGCUUACAGAUGCUGGCAUUUCGGCGAACUCGCAACAAAAGCUAGCACACGCAUUGGACCCUCUUCUCUCCUCCUCGUCCUCCUCGUCCUCCUCAUCAUCAUCACCGCCAUCCUCUGUCAUCGGCAACGGUUUCCAUGACACUGCUGAAUUGCUUGCUGUCCGACAUCUCCGAGCUAAGCGUGCAGGCUCCAUGAUUUAUGUGGACCUUACAGCUGAGGUGCCGAGCAAUAUGUCAGUCUUGGCCACAUCAAAGUUGGAAGUAAAGAUCUCGCAGACGUUAAAGGAGGCGCGGAAGGAGAUCUCGGAAGUCCGCGUGAAAUUUCACCCUGUUGACACGCACGCUCAUCAGAGUUGAUCGCAUUUAUGUGAAUGGACGUAUCAUCAGCAUGUUCUGUGUUUUCCAUACACUACAUAGUUUUAUUGUGAUCUGUGCGUGACCGUUGCAA
Suillus fuscotomentosus is the source of this 1702-nucleotide messenger RNA. RefSeq lists its product as uncharacterized. Gene Ontology annotation, molecular function: monoatomic cation transmembrane transporter activity. The coding region runs from base 103 to 1611 and encodes 502 amino acids. Gene Ontology annotation, biological process: monoatomic cation transport; transmembrane transport. NCBI's taxonomy places the organism in Eukaryota, Fungi, Basidiomycota, Agaricomycetes, Boletales, Suillaceae. Gene Ontology annotation, cellular component: membrane. The record is from RefSeq and is a predicted model, not a curated record. The transcript is spliced from 5 exons.